Molecule: messenger RNA, 1728 nt
Organism: Zerene cesonia (dogface butterfly)
Lineage: Eukaryota; Metazoa; Arthropoda; Insecta; Lepidoptera; Pieridae
Product: outer dynein arm protein 1-like
Exons: 13
Coding region: 1-1728 (575 amino acids)
Source: RefSeq, a predicted model, not a curated record
AUGGAUAAGAAAGGACAUUAUUUACAUUUUUACAAAAUUUUACUAAAAAUGGACGGAUCUGAGCAAAAUAACGAUUUGGAAGUUAUGAAGAAAAUGGAGGACGAACAUUUACGCCUUCAGAGACAGAUACGCAUGGUACAGGCUGAUAGGCAAAACCGUAACAUGGGCGUGCAUCCUCAAUUCAGGAGACAGGACCAGCUGUUGAGAACACUGAAGAAGGAAUAUAUUAAUCUGCGGACAGAUUUGAAAAUAGCAAGAUCUGGUGCCCAUAAAAAGAAUAGCAAAAGAAUGAGGUAUGAGCUACAAAAAGCGUUGCUGCUUUACACCAAGACUGGGUUCGAGUGUGAUGAGGGUAUAAUUCUCAUGUCACAAAUGGACGAAUUGGUGCAAAGAAAGAACAAACGGUUGUUACAGUUGAAGAAGGUCGUUAACGCCAACAAUGGACAGUUAGAAGAACGUCGUCUGCUCAGUGAGAACCGGCUGGCCUCGACUGAGAAUAAAUUAGAAGCCGCCAUGUUGAGGUUCAAUGCAGUCCAGUGUGAGAACAAGAAAAUUCGAGAAGAAAUCGAACAUAUGCUGAGUGACAGGGCAAUAUUCAACGAGGCCUGGUCGAAAAUGCUCAAUGCUCUUAAGAAAGGGAAAAAGUUUCUGACAGAUCUGUUCGAGUCUUCCACGCUGGCAUAUGACCAGAGGGACGAGUGGUGCGCCAAGCUAAGGUCUGUACAAGAGAAAGGAAACCUAGACCAGAUGGUACAAGUGCAGGAAAUGCGUGAUCUCCAAAAAGCCUUUGACCACGAAAUGAAACUCUACCACUUUCUUGCGAGAAAGGGAGUCAUGCGCAUCAAUAGAAAGCAAGAAGAGAGGGAAGAAGCCGAGAAGAUAAAAGAAGAAGAAGAUAUCAAGCACGAAUUCGAGCGUCACAUUAAAAUUAUCAAUGAAGUAACGGACUACACGAAAGAAGACAGCAUAAACAAGAUCAUAGACGAAUUCAAUCGUUUGGAACAAGAGAAUUUCUCAAUUUACACGCUGUUGACGGACUACUGCGCUGAGAAUGAAGUUCUUAGCAGGGACUUGAAGGCAACGCGAAGGGAAAUCGAGGACAGAAGAGACUGGAAUGAAAUGAUGGAAGGAAAAAGGCAAAACAAGCUGCGAGACUUGAGAAAGAAGUUAGAAGAACAAAAGUUGAAAACAGAAGAGAAAAGGAAGAUCUAUAAAGAACGAGAAGAGUUACUUAAUAACACCAUGGACAGUGUUAGUGAAAUAUUUAGAAUCCUAGACUGCAGCAUGGAACCAUUCGCAAACCUACUUGGUGAUAAGCAACCCUCACUGCACCAGCUCGACCUGACCUUCCGUCUCAUCGCAGAGAAGAUAAGGGAAUAUAUCCAAAUUACAUACUAUUAUGAACGUCACAUGAUGAAGAGGGGUGACAAGAGUACCUCCCGCUUGAAGAAUUAUACGAUACACCCUCAACCCCCCAGCUGUUGGGCUGCGACCCCCAUCAACCUACUGGUUCCAGCCAACCCCUGCCCAGCUUGCAUAGAAGCCCGCUGGCUCUCCCGUGUCUCUGACACUUUAGAACAGCCAUUCAACAAGGCCCAGGUACUGGAGGCCCUCAGAGGACUUUGUGAGGACCCCGCCUUCGAGAGAUCUGACCGAGUGCAUCAGCUGACAGAGUGCCGCGUGCCACAGAGCAGAGUUAUCCUGGCGAGGCGGUAUAUGCAUCAGUAG